CCCUGUGCCGCGUGGCCUGGUGUGUGUGGUCUAACAGUCAUGUCUAUUUACAGUGGAAGGGAUCCCCGCCUGACAGCAAGGCUAGCCCUGGGUCGGAAUCAGAGAUGUUGUUACACCGGCUCUGUCAUUUGAUUGCACAUCUCGCAACUGCAUUCGUAUAUCUGCGGUGGAAUGAUCUGCUUGAUGCAGUCAUGACAAUGACUUUCCGGUGCCUCACGAACUCAAGAGAGGCUGUGGUGCGAAGCAGCUUGAAGCUCCAUGCUGUCAUGCUGAUGUGUUUGGCGCUGGCUCUCUGCUUCAAGUCCGUCUCCGCCAGCACCGCGCAAGCACUUCUACGGACGGACCUACAACCGCUCAAGUUCGACGAUAUCAAGACUCCAGCUGGCUUCGCCGACAUCAAGACGCCAUACAAUGACUUCCUCUUCGAAGGCUUCUUCGCUUUCAACCCAGCACAUCCUAGGUUCGAGGGCAGAAUAUCCAGCCACGACUUGAAUUGCGCGGUCUCUAAGCCGAACGCUUUGUAUGGCACAAGGGAUAAUUUCGAUGUUGGACAGACUUCCUCGUUUGAAAGGAAGCCCCUGAUACGACCUGCAAACACGAGCGACACGUUCACACUGCAUGCCCUCAAGAUCAAACCCUUGGAUGCGCCUCUGGGCUUGGUCACCGUCAAUCUGCAAGGCUACCGGUCUGCAGCUGACGGCCCCUUAGAAUGGAGUGUCGACUUUCCAGCCGGCUUUCAUGAUGUUCUUUACGUGCAGAUAGAAGACUUCAGCAAGCAAACUUGGAAUAGGCUUAAGUCGGUCGAGCUCUGGGCUGACUUCCACCACGACGAUGUCGCUAUGGAUUGGGAGUUCUGCGUGGAUGAUAUAAGUGUAGAGCUUGCCAUAGAAUGAACUCGUGUCUCUUCUGCAGGUACGAAUGGUGGCCAUUUUCUCAUAGCUCCUACUUUCCAAAGUAGUACCAGCACUAUGAGGCUCUUCGUCUGUAGCCAGGUACUAAUUGUCCGUGAUUCGCUCGGUGAUAUGUAUCCGGACUGUUGUGUCUCUUGCCUAAACCGAAUUAAGGCCAGCUUGUUUACUCCGCAAAUUUCAUCACGAUGGGCCUCAUAAUGACGUCGAUAGGGUCGUCCCUAUGAAAAAAGGUCUCGUGCGAAGUU
Exophiala viscosa is the source of this 1156-nucleotide messenger RNA. RefSeq lists its product as uncharacterized. The record is from RefSeq and is a predicted model, not a curated record. The coding region runs from base 105 to 893 and encodes 262 amino acids. NCBI's taxonomy places the organism in Eukaryota, Fungi, Ascomycota, Eurotiomycetes, Chaetothyriales, Herpotrichiellaceae. The transcript is spliced from 2 exons.